CUUUUACUGGGCCGGAAUCGUCCGCAGCAUGCUGUCCCGUCGCGCGAUGAACGGGCUCGUUCGCCUUGGCCGCCCGCAGGCGAUGAAGAUGAUGAUGUCGACCAAGGGCCAGAACAUCGAGGUCCAGCGCAUGAAGCUGCGCGAGGCGCCGUUUGAGGACGUGCUCUACGGCAACGACGUGGGCAUCCGCAGCGUGACGUUCAACCGCCCGAGCGUGCUCAACGCGCUGAACCUGCCGAUGAUCCGCAGCCUCGCGCCCAAGAUCAACAAGUUUGAGCGCAACCCGACCGUGAACGCCAUCAUCUUUGAAGGCGCCGGCGAGAAGGCGUUCUGCGCCGGCGGCGACAUUCGCUUCCUCUACGAGAACGGCAAGGACCCGGCGACGCGCCACUUGGCGCUCGACUUUUUCCGCGAAGAGUACCGCCUCAACUACACGCUCGCGACCAUGUCGACGCCGGUCAUCUCGAUCAUCAACGGCAUCACCAUGGGCGGCGGCGUCGGCCUCUCGAUGCACGGCAAGUUUGUCGUCGCGACCGAGAAGACGACGUUUGCGAUGCCCGAGACGGCCAUUGGCUUCUUCCCGGACGUCGGCGGCUCGUACAUUCUGCCGCGCAUUGGCCGCAAGAUUGCGCAGCAGGAAAAGUACCAGCCGCUCGUGUCGGCGUCCGACUCGCUCGAGGGCCAGGGCCUCGGUACGUUCCUUGCGCUGACCGGCGAGCGCCUCAAGGGCGCCGAGGUCUUUGGCGUCGCGCUCGCGACCCACUUUGUCGAGUCCAAGGAGCUCGUGGACCUCCGCAACCACCUCGUCGAGUUUGACUUUGAUCCGGAAGUGCGCCAGUCGAUGCGCGACGAGAUCAUUGACGAGUCGAUCGGCGACCUCGAGACCGAGGUCGAAGAGACGAACGAAGAGUUCCUCUCGACGGUCGAGGCGGUCUUUGGCGCCACUAACAAGGACGACACCGUCGAGGGCAUUCUCUCGCGUCUCUCGGCCCUCGAUACCGAGUGGUCGCGUAAGAUCCACGCCAAGCUCGCCAAGGUGUCGCCGUUGAGCCUCAAGGUGACGCACCGCCAGAUGCGUGAGGGCGCGACCAAGAGCGCGGCCGAGUGCUUCCAGAUGGAGUUCCGCAUGGCCACGCGCAUGAUGGAGAACCCGGACUUCUUUGAAGGUGUCCGGUCCGUCAUCAUCGACAAGGACAACGCGCCCAAGUGGCUCCAUGCGUCGGUUGCCGACGUGUCGGUCGACGAAGUAGAUAGAUUUUUCGCGCCGCUCGCCGACGAGGACGAGCUCGUGCUGUACGAAGCGUCGCCGGUGGACGCCGAGUAAAGAAGCUCUGAAAAAGUAGUUGCUCCUCCGA
Molecule: messenger RNA, 1355 nt
Organism: Saprolegnia parasitica CBS 223.65
Lineage: Eukaryota; Oomycota; Saprolegniomycetes; Saprolegniales; Saprolegniaceae
Exons: 1
Coding region: 29-1324 (431 amino acids)
Biological process (GO): L-valine catabolic process
Molecular function (GO): 3-hydroxyisobutyryl-CoA hydrolase activity
Source: RefSeq, a predicted model, not a curated record